CGAAUCAAUGAGCACCUUAUACUUUGUUUCCAGCGAAUCCCAUUCACAAACAAAACCGGCCGUUACAGGGCAGGCCACAGAAUAAUAAUAAUAAUAAUAUACCGCAUCUUCCAAUUUCAACAAGAAUUUUCUUUUUCUUUUUUUUGGUAGCUUCUCCUUGCAUAUAACCCUUUAUCCCAUACUCUGUAAAACCACACGACCGGUUGCUGGCAUAUUAUAGAAAAAACAAAACAUGCAAACGAGUGAGGGUGUGGAGAGCAGCUGCGGAUUCAUGAAGUGCGAGAAGCUGGACAGAGUGGCGAGCUGGGUAGGGACGGGAGUCGCGACGGCUUUUUUCGCGUCACUGGAGCGGUGCUCAUGUAUCAACAUCUCCACGGCGGACUCCGACGUCGAUGAGGAGGCCAAUGAUCGCCCCCUUAUGCUAACCAAAUUCCCUUCUUUCGCAACCGAUGCCUCCUCCCACCACCGGCCCACCGCCGCCACCACCACCACCACCACUGACAAGCUACCUGCUCCUGUUUUUACGGCUGUUUGACCCCAAUUUUGGUAAUUUAUUAUGGAAAUAAAUGUUUUUUUGUUUGUCCUUGCCGGGAGACGUCUACCACUAAGAAGUGGGCUGUGCAUAGUUUGGGGAAAUUUUAGUACGGAAUCAGACCCAUAAUCAUAAAUUUUAGUUGGAGUUAUUUGUAUUUAUUUGUUUUUGAGUCUCAUUCUUAAGUAGCUUAAUUGGGCGGUAGUUAUAUAAAGGGGGAAAAAAGAAAAAAGAAAAAAGAAAAGAAAAGAAAAGGUGAAACAUUGAAAUGAGGUUGAUCUUUCUUUCGUCCAAAAGUCUGUGGGUCCCACAGGGAAUAAAAUCAGAUUUUUUUUCCCCUUUUCUUGGUUUUAUCAGGUGAUGGUGGAUUAUCGAAUUUGAAGUGAAGAAUGAGGAGUGGAUUGUUCUUCAUAUUUUGAUUUUCUUUUGUAAUUUCAGAAAUUAUUUGUAUGGAAACUUUGUGAAUAAUAUUGGUUGGAUCGUUAAAUUAGUUGUUACAUUGUGAUGGUGUUACUUUAUUUCCAUAGUUUAUAUAUAUGUAUCCCAAUUGAUUGGUGCUCACAAAACAAAAGACUAUGUUACUAUAUCGUGUAAUCAGAGACUCAAGUGGGUAAACAUUGUUUGAUUUAAAUUGUAUUGUGAUUUGGGAGAAUGUAAUAAAUUGGUUGCUAGUGUAGUUGGGAAAUGCAAUAUAUAUUAUUUGUGUUUGGGGAAGUGAACAACUUGAACAUUCAUCUUCAUCAUGAUUGAGAAGGAUGGAUGGGGGUGUCAAAGUUUGAAGUUGUGUUAUAUUGAUUGAUAUUGUUGUUCGGUGGCAUGAACCAACUGAAACAAAUACACGCCCACACGCUUAGAAAUGGCACAGAUUUCACCAAAUACCUGAUCACAAACUUGCUGCAAAUCCCAAACAUAAACUAUGCCCACAAGCUGCUCGACAAUACGCCUACCCCAACUCCUUUCCUCUACAACAAACUCAUCCAAGCCUACUCUUCUCACGGCCCCCCUCGCCAAUGCUUCUCCCUCUAUUCCCAAUUCCUUCACCGAUCCCUCUCCCCCACUCCACACUCCUUCACCUUCCUCUUUGCUUCAUGCGCUACCCUUUCCGAUCCUUCCCCAGGCCUAAUGCUCCAUGCGCAUUUCCUCAAAUUCGGGCUGGAUCACGACGUCUACGCCCUCACUGCCUUGGUUGACAUGUAUGCUAAAAUGGGCUUGUUGCGUCUCGCUAGGAAAGUGUUUGAUGAGAUGGAUGGUAAAGAUGUGCCCACUUGGAAUUCUUUGAUUGCGGGGUAUGCCAAAAGCGGGGAUUUGAAGGAAGCCUUGCGUUUAUUCUUGGAUAUGCCGUCCAGAAAUGUAAUUUCUUGGACUGCAUUGAUAUCCGGUUACUCCCAGAAUGGGAGAUAUAGGGAGGCUUUAGAGAUGUAUCUGGAAAUGGAGAGAGAUGGAAGGGUGAUGCCUAAUGAAGUGACCAUAGCUAGUGUUCUUCCAGCUUGUGCAAAUCUCGGCGCCUUGGAGGUUGGACAGAGGAUUGAAGCAUAUGCUCGAGCUAAUGGUUACUUCAAAAAUGCGUUUGUCAGCAAUGCUGUACUGGAGCUGUAUGCAAGAUGUGGUAUAAUUGAGAAGGCAAUGCAGUUGUUUGUUGAAAUUGGUGGGAAUAGAAAUUUGUGUUCUUGGAAUACUAUGAUCAUGGGUUUAGCAGUCCAUGGAAGAGGUGAUGGAGCUCUUGAGCUAUUUAACCAAAUGCUGAGAAAAGGAAUGGCCCCUGAUGAUGUCACCUUUGUGGGGGCAAUUCUUGCGUGUACACAUGGAGGCAUGGUGAAGAAGGGCCGGGACCUCUUCAAUUCCAUGGAGCAAAGAUUUCUUAUUACUCCAAAGCUAGAACAUUAUGGAUGUAUGGUUGAUCUCCUAGGCCGUGCAGGACUACUACAAGAAGCGUAUGAUCUUAUAAAGGCUAUGCCAAUGAAGCCUGAUUCGGUUGUAUGGGGAACUUUGCUAGGGGCAUGCAGUUUUCAUGGCAAUGUUGAAUUGGCCGAGAAAGCUGCUGAGUCACUUUUUGUGUUAGAACCAUGGAAUCCUGGCAAUUAUGUCAUUCUCUCUAAUAUUUAUGCAAAAGCCCGCAGAUGGGACGGAGUUGCUAAGUUAAGGAAGAUGAUGAAAGGCUCCAAUGUCGCAAAAGCAGCAGGUCACAGCUUUAUUGAGGAAGGAGGCAGAAUCCAUAAGUUCAUCGUUGAGGAUAAGUCUCAUCCAAGAUCCAAUCAGAUUUUCACAAUGUUAGAUGAUGUUACAGCUGAGAUGAAACUUCAUGGGAACACGAGUUAUUUGGAUUCCAUCAUUGAUGAAAUAAGAUUGAUGGAAUCAGCUUGAUAUCUUAUGUUUUGAUGUAAUAAAUUGUUUAAAAGCCAUAUCAACUAGUUUUCAAUUUUGUAGCUUAACUUAUGAGAUUUGGUAAAAGUUAGUUAAGGUGGUGUGGGCCUAGUGUGUCGUGUUCGAAUUUCGAUUUGUCAACAGAUACAACUAGUUUUCAAUUUUUUCUCCAGUAAAAGCCUGUGUUUAUUAGGAAUUGUAUAAACAAAUGUUUUAUUGGAACUGCCCAGUUGCAAAAAUAGUAGAGAAAUAGGUAGCUAGGCAUGACAAAUUAACAACCUAAGAUUC
This is a messenger RNA of Sesamum indicum (sesame), 3181 nucleotides long. Its product is annotated as Pentatricopeptide repeat (PPR) superfamily protein. Lineage: Eukaryota; Viridiplantae; Streptophyta; Magnoliopsida; Lamiales; Pedaliaceae. The record is from RefSeq and is a predicted model, not a curated record. Gene Ontology annotation, biological process: RNA modification. Gene Ontology annotation, molecular function: protein binding; RNA binding.